GCGAGCCAGGCGGGUUCGCGCUCGCGGCUGAGUGCUGAGCUGUUUGAGCCUUGGUCUCCGCAUCGCCUCACGGUUCCCGCAAGCGCUGACGCGAGGUCCCUUCGCCUCUUCUGCGCCCAGUUUCUCCUCAUCGGCCCCUCCUGGCAGUGUGUAAUUUAUUUUGGUGGUGCUGGGAUCGAGCCCAGCCUUGUGCAUGCUGGGCAAAUGUGCCAGGACAGCGUCACAGACAGUUUAAUGUUCUGCACUUGUCACUGACCAAGAUUGAAAACUGAAAGAGGCCUUAAUUGUUUAAUGCCUUUGUCGCUGGCAGCUGGAGAUACUGAGCCAAGAGAGGCCAAUUUCCCCAGCAAAUGCUUUCUCAGGCUUUUCAAGUUUCCUGAUUCUUUCUGUGAGUCUCGUCACUUGUAAUCUUUACCACCAGCUGUGGUUAACCUGCUGCUAACAGAGAAGGUCAACAAGGGGAAGAUGGCAAAUCUACAAAUGAAAGAGGCAGCCCUUGUCUAUCUAGACAGAAGUGGAGGCCUCCAGAAGUUUAUGGGCGACUGCAAGUACUACAAUGAUUCAAAACAAAGUUACGCUGUCUAUCGGUUCAAUAUUUUAAUAAAUCCCUGUGAUGUUGUCGAAUUAGAUGCUGAACUUGGAAAUCACGUUUUACACCAUCCCUUAAAAGCUGCUCAAGUUUUUCAAUCAGUCUGCUUUGUCGCUGUUAAGACUCUCUCAUUAAUUGGACAGUUGCAGACUGAAACUCAAAUCAAUAUUAUACUGAAGUUAACACACUUGCCUCCCCUGCCAAGUUAUAAUCUUGAUAUUUGUGAGUUUCCACUUAAUUAUACAUCUCAGAGGUUUUACAUGAUGCAAGGAAUUGUGAUCGCAAUGACAACCGUAACCAAGUACACGCAAGGUGCAAGAUUCCUCUGUUCAGAUGAAGCAUGCCCUUUUUCAAAAGGAUUUCAGUAUAUAAGAGUCCAUGUACCUGGUGCUACUGAAUCUGCAACAGUAAGAAAUGACUUUUUGUGCAAUCUGUGUUCAUCUCCACUUCAAGAAGACAGAAAAUUUAGAGUACUUGGUGAUAAACAGAUAGUUGAAAUAAUUACCACAAAAGUGCUUCAUGCUUUUCAAGGAGAUUCUAAAAGCCAGCCAUUUAGGUUUCAAUCACUCAGUGUUUUUCUAAGAGAUGAGCUAGUGAAUAAAAUGAAAAUAGGAAAUGAAUAUAAAAUUAUUGGAAUUCCCGUCUGUGUCAAAACAUCACAAACUGCUCUCUGUGUAGAAGCAAAUAGCAUCACUCCUUACACAGCAAAAGUUCCUUCAGGAAUCAGUGACAACUUCAGGUGUCUCCACUCCCUGACUUCCAGCUCAAACUGGAAAUUCACAGCAAUACUUGCCAACAUCUUUGCAUCACAGAUUGUUCCUCCUGGGACUUACAAUCUGCUCAAACUGUGUUUGCUGAUGAGCCUAGUACAGACAAGAGACUGCAGUAGGAAACCAGAAGACUGCUUGGAUAUUUUAAUUAUAACCAGUGACACUCUGCUUGUAGACAGGCUCUUGAAUUUUAGCAUGAAUCUUGUCUCACGCGGUAUACAUCAUCCUGUCUUGACUGAAGUUUUUCCAACUGUGUCCGGAAAUAAAUAUGGAACUGGAGCAGUAAGCGUUCAAGCUGGUAGUGCUUUGCUAGCUAAGGGUGGUAUCUGCUUCAUAGGAGACCUGACAGCACAUAAGAAAGAUAAACUUGAACAGCUCCAAUCAGUUUUGGAGAGCAGAAGCAUUUCAGUGUUCAUCCCAGGAAAGAAGUUUGGGGAUGAUAUUGAUCAGCAAAUGACUUUUCCCAUUCAGUGCAGUUUUUGGUCUUUUGUUGAUAUGGAUUCACCUUCAAAGAGAAAUUUGCAGAAAACCAGUACUCUGAUUGGUCAGAUGGACUGCAGUUUGAUUCCAGCUCACCUUGCAGAGGCAUUUGGAUUGUUGAUUCACUGCAAUGACUCAUCUCCUUGCCACCCACUUCUCCCUACUGUGCAGCAUACUUUAAAGAAAGCGAUGGAUCCUGAGGGCCUGCUGUAUUUAGCCUCCAAACAGUUCACAACUGAAGACUUUGAAAAGCUACUGGCUUUUGCAAAGAAUUUGAAUAUGGAAUUCAGCUUGGAAGCAGAAAGAAUGAUUCAUGGCUAUUAUCUAGCAAGUCGCAGAGUCAGAACAGAUUCUGUACAUGGAUCAAAGUUGUCAGCAUCUGCAUUAAAAUACUUAGUUUCUUUAUCUGAAGCUCAUGCUAGACUGAAUUUAAGGAACAAAGUGCUCAAAGAAGAUGUGCUCAUUGCAGCCUUAUUGUUUGAGCUAUCUCUCACAUUGAAAUACGGGGCCACUGCAUUUUGCGUUGCUCCCAAUGCAUUAUUUCCAUUUGAACUAUAUAACGAAGACUAUUUAGAGCGAAGAGAUCUCUACCUCACUCAAUGCCAACAGCAACUGCAACAAUUCAUUGCCACAUAUGGACCUGGGACAACCAUCUUUUCUAGUGAUGAAUAAGCAAUUUAAGGAAGACCUCUUUUCAUGCCUCUAUAAGCCUUGGUUAAAUGACUGGAAGAAUGCUUCAGAUGUGUGUAAUCUCAAGGUUACCUAUUAGAAUGUCAUUAGGAGUAUGAAAUGUGGCUUUUAAAUACAAAUAUAUA
Psammomys obesus (fat sand rat) is the source of this 2654-nucleotide messenger RNA. It is a transcript of the gene Mcmdc2, whose product is annotated as minichromosome maintenance domain containing 2. The transcript is spliced from 17 exons. The record is from RefSeq and is a predicted model, not a curated record. The coding region runs from base 466 to 2511 and encodes 681 amino acids. Gene Ontology annotation, molecular function: ATP binding; single-stranded DNA helicase activity; DNA binding. Lineage: Eukaryota; Metazoa; Chordata; Mammalia; Rodentia; Muridae. Gene Ontology annotation, biological process: double-strand break repair via break-induced replication.